GGCGUAGAGCAGACCACACUCUUCAUGUGCCACUGCAUCUUAACCCAGGGUAUCCCCUAUGUCCUGUCCAUGCAAUUCUGUGGGCCUUCCAAUGUACAUCUCAAAGUCCCACUCAGGGCCCUGCUUUUGUAAUUACCACUAAACAGUCCUUAUUUGCACCCCUGACUUAUUCCUUUUUCACAAGUCGACUGAGAUCAUGUCUUAAUGCAAUUGGUCUACCAGGUAGCAGUUACUCUGGGCAUAGCUUCCGCCGAGGAGGGGCAAGUUUUGCACUUUCUCAAAAUGCAAGUCAUGAACUAAUUCGUAUUCAAGGGAAUUGGCGUUCUGAUUGUUAUAAAGAAUACCUGACUUUUUCAGAUAACAAAAAUAAAUCUUGCAAAAUCUCUACUCAAGAAUCUCCCCUCAAAACCUACCUCCCGUUUGGGCAUUUUGGGUAGAAACUAAAAUUUGUAAACAACUAUUAGUUACGUAAUGUUACGUAAUCUUGAUAAAGUUCUACUUGACCCAAACAGAAGAUUGUUUUU
Messenger RNA from Owenia fusiformis, 524 nucleotides. NCBI's taxonomy places the organism in Eukaryota, Metazoa, Annelida, Polychaeta, Sabellida, Oweniidae. The record is from the annotation of a GenBank genome assembly.